GUUUUGGCAACGUUACUGUAUGAGGGAAGAUAUUUUUUGUGCACACGAGCUCGAAGGAAAUUCGGUUUAAUCGAGCUACGAACAAAACAUUAAAGAAGUUAAAUCCUAAAGAUAAACGACAAAUAAAUCAUCAGCAGUACUUUGCAAUUUAAAAGGACAUAUAUUUUCUACCUCUUUUUGGACAUCAUGGCAGGGAACUUCUGGCAGAGCUCGCACUAUUUGCAGUGGAUACUUGAUAAGCAAGACUUAAUGAAAGAACGCCAGAAAGAUCUGAAGUUUUUGACAGAAGAGGAAUAUUGGAAAUUGCAGAUCUUCUUUGCGAAUGUUAUUCAAGCCUUAGGAGAACACCUGAAACUUAGACAACAAGUAAUAGCCACAGCAACAGUUUACUUUAAAAGAUUCUAUGCCAGAUACUCCCUAAAGAGUAUAGAUCCAGUUCUUAUGGCACCAACCUGUGUAUUUUUGGCAUCCAAAGUUGAGGAAUUUGGUGUUGUUUCAAACACCCGUUUGAUAUCUGCAGCUACAUCUGUAUUAAAGACUAGGUUCUCAUAUGCUUUUCCAAAGGAAUUUCCAUACAGAAUGAAUCAUAUACUGGAAUGUGAAUUUUAUCUCUUGGAACUAAUGGAUUGUUGUUUAAUUGUUUAUCAUCCGUAUAGACCACUUCUUCAGUAUGUUCAGGAUAUGGGACAAGAAGACAUGCUUCUGCCUUUGGCAUGGAGAAUUGUGAAUGACACAUACAGAACAGACCUAUGUCUUUUAUACCCUCCAUUUAUGGUUGCACUUGCUUGCUUGCAUGUCGCAUGUGUGGUACAGCAAAAAGAUGCAAGGCAGUGGUUUGCAGAGCUGUCUGUGGAUAUGGAAAAGAUUUUAGAGAUUAUACGAGUGAUUCUAAAGUUGUAUGAUCAGUGGAAGAAUUUUGAUGACAGAAAAGAAAUGGCUGCUAUUCUCAAUAAGAUGCCUAAACCAAAACCCCCACCAAACAGUGAGGGUGAUCAGAGUUCUAAUGGGAGCCAGAACUCCACUUACAAUCAGUCUUAGGAUAUUCAGGAAGUUAUGACCAUGGCUGCAAAGGACAACACUGAUAUGAAAAUGGGAGCAAUAUGUAUUUCAUUAUCCAGGUGUCAUUGGUUUAAAAGUCCAAAAAUUGUAUACCAACCUCCAGUCCCCCCAGUCCAGCCAGCAGGAGUGUGUGUUAUGGCAGUCCAUGCAGACAAUUAGAAGUAAGAGAUUUCCUAUUUUUGUAAGGGUAUUGUACAAGUACAACCUCUGAAACGGAUCGAUGGGGACGUCUGCUAGGAGAUGUGCCGUUUUGUCCAAUAAAGCACAACGAUCUUUGGUUACAAUAAGAUGCAAAGACAAAUUGAAUUUUAAAACUCUGAUGGCCAAACUAAUUGUUUCUUUGCACCUUGACCAUACAGAAGAUUUAGUGUAAUCUAUGUCAGUUGUGCCCGUAAAUCAAACAUCAGGCUUUACCGUUGAAAGCUUUAUGUUUUGACAUGUUUACAGAUCUGCGUGCAAGUGUGUGGAUGUGUAAAAACAUUUAUGGCCUAAUCACUGUCAGGUUUCCUGGGCAAUGGUGCUUUUUUAUUGUAUGAAACUGGCAUUGCACAGAGUGAAACUGUAGUUAUGGGAUUUUUGUUUUUUUGCGUGGGGGGGUAGAGGGGCAAUAUAAUUAUUAUAAUUUAGGAAUUCUGUUUCGUUAAGCAUGCAAUAUUUAGCUGCAUAAUGAAUUGUUUUGUCAAGACCUGUUAUUUUAUGGUACUAGUCUUGAUUUUAAAUCAAAACAAGAUGGUUUAGUGUACCUUUGUUAACCUUUACAUUGAAUUCAAAUUUAUUUUACAUUAGGGGGGAUAUAAACAUUCCUGAACUCUCAGCUGGUGCUAUUGUUUUUAUUGUCUGUAUGGCAUAUAUGAAUUUAAAAUGUAUUCAGUCAAGAAAAAGACAUUUUAGCUAAAUGAUCCAGGCUGAGUGGAGUCCAACAGUAUCUUGCUCUACAGUGAACACUAUUUUACAUUAUGUCGAUUGUUUAAUUAAACCAAACAAAAGAUCUUAAAUCUCCAUCAUGAUCAGGACAAUGUCAGAGAUGUUGUCGUAGGUUCUGUUUACCAGAAUGAACUUAUUCAGUGGCUGUUAAUAUAAAUUUUUUUCUUGUGUGUCUAUACAUACUGUAUAUAUAGAAGUGUAUUGUUACUUUUUUUCCUUGGCAGCCUGGUCACGUCACUGACCUUGCACAAAGAUUGCUGGAUGCAAAAUUGAAGAAAUCCCAAAGAGCACAGCAAGAGGUGUGCAAUUGUUUAAUUGUAGUGGAAAAGGUUCAGAUUCUUAGUUUUAUUUUUAAAUAUGUCUAAAGCAAAUAUUGUAUUUGCAGACUCAUUGGAGAAAGACCACAGUACAACCACAAUUAAACAAAAACCAAUACACCUCAGUGUGUAGAAUCUUAAGCUUCUUCUUCAAUGUGGACCUGUUUUUAAUACUUAGAUAUACAGUAUUAGUGUUUUAGAUAUUUGAGGGCAUUUGACUUGCAUUCACAAUGCUGUGACAGUUAAUAAAAAUAACACACAGUUCAAGAAGUAGUUAGGUUAGGUACACAAGAAGUAGUUAGGUUAGGUACAACUGAUGUGUGUAUUGCACUUCUGAAAGGCAACGAAAGACGAUGGCAUUGUGGAGAGAAGUGUUUGUCUAUGGUCAGAGUGGUCUGUACUGGUAAAGAGAUGUACACAUGAGUCUGUCAUUUCGAGUGUGUUAUGUGUUUAUAUUUCAUUCAGUAUCAUUUUUCAAUACAUGGCAUUAUUCAUUUUGGGUACAAAAUGUCAAUUCAUGCCAUUGUUCUCCAGCGAUGUGUAAUGCUAUUAUAAAGUCCUGUCAAGGGAAAUCCUUCUGUCUGAUACCAACUGUUGCACUGGUUACAAUUCUUGAAUGCCUUAAAAGUAAGCUGCUGAUUUUAAGUAGAAAUCUAAAACUUGAUAUUAAUCAGACUGUGAACAUGUCUAAAAUCAAACUGUAAUAAUGAUUCGGUCAGCUGUUGAAAGUACUUUUUUGAAAUAAACUAUUAAUGUGUUGGACUGUUUAGCUGUUUGUAAGUGAUACUGAAACACAAGGAAGUAGAAGUGCUAUGAAAUAUUUGUUUUUUAAAUUAUGAUUAUUUUAAUAUAAUCUGUAUCUGUUUUCUAUAACUUAUGGGAUGUUUCCACUUUUUUUGUUUUUUAGAACUAGUAAAAAUGAUUUGUUCUUUUUUUUUUGUUUGUUUCUUUACUUUUUAAAUGUAUUUAUUUUCCUUUGGCCUGCCACUAGCUUGUAACUUGCCAACCCCUCCUCUGAAUCUCUACAAGAAAA
Molecule: messenger RNA, 3333 nt
Organism: Polypterus senegalus (gray bichir)
Lineage: Eukaryota; Metazoa; Chordata; Cladistia; Polypteriformes; Polypteridae
Gene: ccnc
Product: cyclin C
Exons: 12
Coding region: 187-1038 (283 amino acids)
Biological process (GO): positive regulation of transcription by RNA polymerase II
Cellular component (GO): nucleus; mediator complex
Molecular function (GO): cyclin-dependent protein serine/threonine kinase regulator activity
Source: RefSeq, a predicted model, not a curated record